Penicillium argentinense is the source of this 1164-nucleotide messenger RNA. Its product is annotated as lactonase family protein. Gene Ontology annotation, molecular function: protein binding; 6-phosphogluconolactonase activity. The coding region runs from base 1 to 1164 and encodes 387 amino acids. NCBI's taxonomy places the organism in Eukaryota, Fungi, Ascomycota, Eurotiomycetes, Eurotiales, Aspergillaceae. The transcript is spliced from 2 exons. The record is from RefSeq and is a predicted model, not a curated record.
AUGUUUCGCUAUUUUCCUUUCUAUAUCUCCCUGGCAGCUGCCAUCAACCUUUAUGCCACUCACUAUGACGGCAACAUCUACACGCUCUCUCUUGAUAGCCAAAACUCGCUUUCAAUUGCUUCAUCCCUAAAAACAUGUGGUGAUGCCCCUAGUUGGCUUACGUUCGAUUCGUCGACGCGGACACUCUAUUGCUCCGACCACUCGGGCAAUUCUAUCAUCAAUGGCUCGUUGAGCUCCUAUUCUGUGGAUAAAGAUGGGAGACUGACGGAGCUCGCAAAGACAUCGGAUGUAGGCGCCGCUGUCCACAGUACUCUUUAUGAAGACAAGCACGGCGCGAAUUAUUUGGCUAUUGCGCAUUACGGCGGCUCUGCCCUUUCGACCUUCACAUUGCCUCUCAGCUCCGACGAGGAGCCAUUGCAGGUCAUCCGCUACCAAAUGUCCCUGCCCGGUAUCAAACCGCAGCAAGAUGCGCCGCACCCACAUCAGGCGAUCCUCGAUCCAACAGGUGCUUUCAUCCUUGUUCCCGAUUUAGGCACUGACCAGGUCCGUGUAUACGCCAUUGACCCGCACUCGGGACGUCUGAAUGCUUGCCCUAGUCUCAAUUACACCGCCGGCAGUGGGCCACGCCACGGGCUGUUCUGGAAAUCCAAACCAUCGCACUUGGCGCAAGCUCCGGUGACUAUGCUGUACACCGUCAGCGAAUUGGGCGGUCAGUUCAAUGCGUUCUUUGUCUCCUAUUUAACCUCCGGUUGUCUCGCGUUCCGGGAGACUCAAUCAUUCGUGCCAUACCCAGGCGGACAGUUGCCGGCUGGCGCUACGCCGGCGGAGCUCCAUAUGGCCGGGACUUCUCUUCACGCUUCGAUUCGCUUCGAUCAAGGAUUCACUCCGAAUGAUUCCCUGGCAACCUUGGCUCACUACCCUAAUGGCACGGUAAAUUUCGGCCAAAUCACCUCUUCAUAUGGCACCGUCCCCCGCACUUUUGUCAUCAAUAAGAAUGGUACUCUGGUGGCCAUUGGGGACCAGGCCUCUUCUAAUGUAGCCAUCGUCACAAGGGACCCGCGGAGUGGAACGCUCGGGAACCUAAUUGCCAAUUUGCGGGUUGGAGAUUCCGGCCAGGCUAGUAAUUCCUCGACGGGUUUGAGCUCCAUCAUCUGGGAAGAGUAA